Messenger RNA from Phragmites australis (common reed), 5819 nucleotides. RefSeq names its product zinc finger CCCH domain-containing protein 19-like. Bases 150 to 5459 code for a protein of 1769 amino acids. The record is from RefSeq and is a predicted model, not a curated record. Gene Ontology annotation, molecular function: RNA polymerase II C-terminal domain phosphoserine binding; metal ion binding; DNA binding. Gene Ontology annotation, cellular component: Cdc73/Paf1 complex. NCBI's taxonomy places the organism in Eukaryota, Viridiplantae, Streptophyta, Magnoliopsida, Poales, Poaceae. The transcript has 12 exons.
GGCGGGAAUUAUUCGCACCCGUUUCCAUUUCCACCCUCUCUCUCUCUCUCUCUCUCUCCCGCACGCGCCCACAGGGACGACGACGCCGACGGCGGCGACCGCUGCUUCCUCGCCGCGGCGCCGCGAACCCUAAACCCCCGCGCCGAUCCAUGGAGAACGCCGCAGGCGCCGAGCUUCUCUCGCCCGCGGAGGCCGAUUGGCCGCCCGACCUCCGGCUACCCCCGCCGCCGCCAGCACCGGCGGUGGGGAUGGACGAUUCGCAGUUCCUGGGGUCGAUCAUCGGGGAGGUGCCACCGGCGCGGCAGGGUGCGGCGGAGGCGGCGCCGGUCGGGGCGAAGAGGAAGAGGGGGAGACCGCCGAAGAAGAGGGACGGGGCGGCGGUGGUCGCGGCCGCUGCGAAGCCCGCGAGGGCGAGGAAGGAGGACGAGGACGAGGUCGUGUGCUUCAUCUGCUUCGACGGGGGCAACCUCGUCGUGUGCGAUCGGAGGGGAUGCCCCAAGGUCUACCAUCCGGCGUGCAUCAAGCGCGACGAGGCUUUCUUCCAGUCCCGGAGCAAGUGGAACUGCGGUUGGCACAUAUGCAGCAGCUGUGAAAAGGCAGUGCACUACAUGUGCUACACUUGUACGUACUCCCUCUGUAAACUGUGCAUCAAGCAAGGUAAAUUCUUCAGUGUAAGGGGGACCAAGGGCUUCUGCGACACAUGUUUUGUGACUAUACUUUUGAUAGAAUCCAAGGACCAAGGUGACAUAAAGGUUGAUUUUGAUGACAUAAACAGUUGGGAAUACCUGUUCAAGCUUUAUUGGUUGGAUCUGAAAGGGAAGCUUUCAUUAACAUUGGAAGAACUUACUAGUGCCAAGAACCGAUGGAAUGUUCCUAACACUUCUGCUAGGAAAGAAAAAGAGGAGUCAUCCGAUGACCUAUAUGACGUUAAUAAUGACGAUGAUGCUGGUUCUGACUGCUCCUUAGGAAGACAAAGGCGGACUAAUUCUUCAAGGAAAAAGGGUCGAAAACGUCAAAAGGUAAAUUCAGAUUGUAGCAUUGCUGCAAAAAAGAUUGAGCCUGCAACUAGAGAUUAUGGGAGCCUACCCACGAAAGUACCAUGUGAAGGGGUCUCCUUGCCAGUAAACACAAAAUGGGCAUCGCCAGAGCUAUUGGAGUUUAUAGGGCACAUGAGAGAUGGUGAUCAAUCUUAUAUUUCUCAAUUUGAUGUUCAGACUCUUCUGCUUGAAUACAUCAAGAAGAAUAAUCUUCGUGAUCCUCAGAGGAAAAGCCAAAUUGUUUGUGACGCGAGACUUCACCGCUUGUUCAGGAAAGCGCGUGUUGCCCACUUUGAGAUGUUAAAGCUUUUGGAAAUGCAUUUUCUUACAAACGAGACUUCAAGAAUAAAUGAUGAUAGCCAAGGGGCCGUCAAUUCUAGUUCAGCUCAAAUAGAUACCAAUGGAUACAAUGACAUGGCAGCAAAAUUGUCUCCUGAUAAGAGGAGGAGGAUGCAUCGAAAGAUAGAAAGAGAACCACAGGUUAAUCUUGAGGCUUAUGCAGCAAUUGAUAUGCAUAAUAUAAAUUUAAUUUACAUGCGCCGUAGCUUAAUGGAGGAUCUAAUUGAUGAUGCCACAUUCUCGGACAAAAUUCAUGGUGCUUUUGUGAGGAUAAAAAUUUCUGGUGUUGGUCAGAAACAGGAUAUGUAUCGUUUGGUGAAAGUUAUUGGAACACACAAGGUUCCAGAAAAAUACAGUACUGGAAAGAAGAUGACAAAUUUGGCACUUGAGAUAUUAAAUUUAAAAAAAGAGGAGAUUAUCACGAUGGAUACCAUAUCUAAUCAGGAUUUUACAGAGGAGGAAUGCAAACGCUUAAGGCAGAGCAUGAAGUAUGGUCUAAUUAGCCGACUAAAAGUGGGAGAUAUUCAAGAGAAAGCCAAGAUUUUCCAAUCUGUAAGAGUGAAUGACUGGUUGGAAAAUGAAAAGCAGAGGCUGGGGCAUCUUCGUGACCGUGCAAGUGAAACAGGGCGCAGAAAGGAACUUCGAGAGUGUGUAGAAAAGCUGAAGCUUCUCAACAAUUCUGAAGAAAGAACUCGCAGAAUAAAUGAAGUUCCAGAAGUGCAUGUUGACUCACAUAUGGAUCCUAAUUACGAGUCUGAUGAAGAAAUGGAUGACCAGAAAGCUGUUGGAAGGAAUGUAAAUUGGACAAGGUCAGAUACAUCCAUAUCACGUCGAAAAUCAAAAUAUCCAAAGGCUAUGCAAAAUCAUACACUAAAAUUUUCUGAUGCUAGUCGCCACCCAAAAAAACUGUCCAUGGAAAGUACAGUACGGGGAUCAGGAGCAGGAAGGGCAUUUGAGAAUUCCCAUUCAACAAAUGGUACUGAUAUUCCAAAAUCCAGCACUAAAGUAAACAGCACAAUGUAUGAAGAAGCUGGAUCACUUUCAUCUUCUGGAGUAACAAUGUCAAGUGAUGCGGAGCCAGAGAAAGUCUGGCACUACAAGGAUCCUUCUGGGAAUGUUCAGGGUCCAUUCACUCUUUUGCAGCUGUCCAAGUGGACAAGUUACUUCCCACGUGAUCUGAGAGUAUGGCUUACAUUUGAGAGUGAAGAGAGAUCAUUGUUGUUGACUGAAGUGCUUUCAAAACAACAGAAAGAUUUCACUCAGGCUGCAUCAGUUACUACAAGUAGCAAAGCAACAUCGGCUGGCACUGGACAUAACAGAAACAGCCCAAGUGUGGAUCAGACCAAUGCUCUAUCCCCUGUUGGUUAUAGCAUGGUUAAUUCUUCUGGGAUGACUGUUCAGUCUAAUAAGUAUUCCAUUCCAGAAAAGGAAAGUGUAAACUCUCCGGAUGAUAGUUUGUCAUUCUCAACUAGUUCGGUUCCACCAAAGGGUGCUCAUACUUGGAGUAGCCAAGUGCAAUACCAGACUAAGCAUUCAGCUUUGAUUCAAUCUCAUGGGAGUCCAUGUGGACAGACAGGCUUGCAUCAUGAUGGGGUACAGGGAGGAUGCUCUGGUGAGUCGAACCAUCGUCACAGCAGUGGUGCCCUGUGGAGUCCAACAACGGCGCAGAUGAGUUGUAGUGGACAGGGUAAUGUGGAUUCUCAUGACAAUCAGCAUGCUUCGUGGUCACAAAGUCAACAUGAUUCGAAAAAAAGUUCACAAGGAGGAUCUGUAAAAGAUCUGAAUUCAAGGCUGGAUGCAUCGAAAAAUCUACCUACUCAACGAAUUAGGAGAGAUGGCCCCAGUCCUGCGUUUGCUUGGAGUCCAUCUGAGUCCAGGACCGCUUCAAGUCAGCAUGAAGGCUCUUGCUUAAGUUCAACAACUAAUCCAAGCUUACUCGAUGAACUUCAUUCUUCUAUGGCUUCUGGAAAGCCUAAGAGCUGUGUUCCAGCAACUCCUGUUGAAGACAGAGGUUCAAGUUCACCAUCCGACAUGCUCAGCCACUCGGAAAGAGUUCCAAACUGCAGUCCACAGUCUGCCCCUUCGGCAUCUGCUUCCGAUGUGUUCAAGGUGGAGGAGAUCAUGAAUCAGCAAAGAACACUUGAAGCAGAUACAUCGAAUGCUUCAGUUAAUCAGUCUCCUCAAUCUAAGAUCUUCCCUGUAUCUUCUCCUGAUAACCAAGAUAUUGACCGUGAGUUUCCUAGUCCAACUCCAAGAUCUGAGAAUAAGGAGCCUGCGGUUGACAACUCACGGUUAACACCAGCAUCACCUUCACCUGUUUCUGAUACAUGCAAAAUGGAGGACAUCGUGAAUCAGCAAAAAUUACUUGAGGCGGAUGCAUCAAAUUCUUCAGCUAUUCAUUCUCCUCAAUCUAAGGUUUCCCCUGUAGGUUCUCCUAAUAACGAAGAUCUUGAACAUGAAUAUCCCAGUUCAUCCCCAUGGUCUGAGAACGAGGAGCCUGCUGUGGACAAUUCACUGUUAACAUCAGCAGCUCCCGAAAAUCUAACAAUUACUUCUGCAUUUGCUUCUGAUACAUGCAAGAUGGGGGAGAUUGUGUAUCAGCAAAAAGAUCUUGAAGCGGAUGCAUCAGAUGCUUCACUUAAUCAGCCUCCUCAGUCUAGCAUUUUUCCUGUAUCUUCUCCUGAUAACCAAGAUACCGAGUGUGAAUAUCCUAGUCCAACUCCACAAUCUGAAAAUAAGGAGCCUCUUGUGGACAACUCAGGGUUAAAAUCAGCAGCACCUGAAAAUUUAGCUGCUACUUCUGCAUCUGCUUCUGAUACAUGCAAGAUGGAGAUCUUGAAUAAGAAAAGAACGCUUGAAACAGAUGCAUCAGAUGGUUUUAUUAUCCAGUCUCCUAAAUCUAAGGUGUUCCUUGUAUCUUCUCCUGAUGACCUAGAUAUUGAACAUGAAUUUCCUAGUCCAACUCCUAGAUCUGAGAAUAAGGAGCCUGCUGUGGACAACUCACGGUUAACAUCAGCAGUGCCUGAAAAUGUAGCUAACGUACCUGGCAACUCACCAGACGCUUCUGUAUCGCUAAAAUCUGGUCCUGCAACUGGGGAAUUAAGUGCCACGGAAUCAGAUUUUAGAGGUGAAGAAGAAAUUAUUCAAAAAGAACUAUACAGUGAGUCUACUGUUGUUACAAGAGAGAACAUGGUAAUUAAUGGCUCAUGUGUUGCUGAGUCGAUAGAUGUGUCUGAUGUCUUGGAAUCUUUAAUAGAACAAAGGUGUGGAACUUCGUACAUGCAUGGAACAACAGCAGUGGAGGAUCUCCUUGCCGCUUCAGUGGAGGAAGAACCACAAUGCUCUAGCCCUAUCGCAUUAUCCCCUUGGGGUGAACCUAGUUACUACCAAGGCGAUGCUGUUGAUUCUGCACUCUGGGGUGUCCAAGAUGAUUCGAUCAGUGAUAUGUGGUCAUUGCUUUCUCCAUCUCCCACGCCCCAACCUUCAUCUGGUAUUGGAGCCGAGAGGAGUGACACUCGUGAUAUCAACGAGGUAGCUGUGGCCCAUAGAAAUAGUGAAACUUUUCAAAGAGGACAAACACCAGGGGAGGAAAAUGCGAACCAGGCAAUCUCAGGUGUUGCCACAGAUCAGGUACUGCCUGAGCAGGUCACAUCAAAACCAAAUGAUGUGUCAAUAUCAUCAGUAAACGAGAGUACAGGAGUUUUAGGUUGGCAGCCUUCAGCAGAUCAGAGCUUAUAUGCGGGUACUGAAUGGAGCACUGGCCAAAAUUUUUACUUGUCUAGUUGUGAAAAAGCAGCGUCCUCUAGUAAAAGCUCUUGGGAAGCAUCAAGGAAGCAGGAAUGCACCAAUUCCAGUAUUUAUAGUGCUAAUCGGGGCAGCCACCGCAGUCAUCACCGUGACAGGUACUCUCAAAUAAGUGAAUCUUGGCUUCUUAGUUCAAAUUACUCUAGGAGUAGGUCUGAUAGAUUUGGCACUGGUGGGUCAUCAAGAUCGACUUCGAAGGGGCAAACUAGGGGCGUAUGUAAAUUUCAUGAGAGUGGGCACUGUAGGAAGGGUGCAUCUUGUAGUUACCUACAUCCUUAAUCUCUGCAGUAGAAAAGAGGAUUUGAAAUUCUUUCUCAUAUCUUACCACUUUGUAUAGGCUAAUUACAAUGUAAUCAACAGAGCGUAAAUGACCAUCUCUGCUCCACUACUGUAGCAAGGAGUAUAUGUUUAGAUUUAGCAUAGAGGUAUGAGUUUAUGACCGAAUGCCCUGCCCAAGAAGUAGAUUCAGCUUUUGGGUAUGGUCUGUAUCAUUCUGUUUGGUUCGAUGGAACUGCAUCUGUACCACAACGAUUUCUUCAUGCCUUGAUACGCCUGUUGUAUUGGAGACAUUAGUAUCUGACUGAUUGGUUUAGUUUCUGAUAUUUCUGAUUGACAAAAUGAUGGAGAACACGUUCACUA